Penicillium cataractarum is the source of this 780-nucleotide messenger RNA. RefSeq lists its product as uncharacterized. The record is from RefSeq and is a predicted model, not a curated record. Lineage: Eukaryota; Fungi; Ascomycota; Eurotiomycetes; Eurotiales; Aspergillaceae. The transcript has a single exon. Bases 1 to 780 code for a protein of 259 amino acids.
AUGGACAAGAUUGAGUACAAGCCAUCGAAGGAACAUCCGGACCCAGAGUACUCGCAAAAAGACAACUCUUUGUAUUGGGUUGGCAGUACAUCUGAAGGCUACAGCCGAUUUAACGAAUGGAAAGGCAUGCCGCGGCAGCGAUUCUCACACUUGGUCAACAAUAACACCCACAGCCAAGUCUCCGUGCUCUUACCCGCCGGUCAUGGCCUCUACCAAUAUAAGACCAUGGACGGAUCUGCUCCGACCAAAGAGCUGAAUCUGCGCACGGAUGUGCACAUCGCCGACCCAAUUACUCGCUGCGGCGACUGCGAUACUCAGCGUGAUGAAUUGGGAACCCGCUCCUGGGCUGACUUCCAAGCACACUGGUCCCAUCGAUUCUUAUUCGAUCUCGACGGAGCAGGGUUCAGUGGCCGUUUCCUACCUUUCCUCCAGAGCCAUAGUCUUCCAUUAAGAACCGGCCUCUUCCGGCAAUGGUUUGACUCGCGGGUGAUCUCUUGGCUGCACUUUGUGCCCGUCGACAUUCGUCUUCAUGGACUUUGGAGUACGUUGGCGUAUUUCGCAGGUGUACCCGAUCCCAACGCCAAUGACCGUGAUUCUAAAAAACCUCAAAUGCUUAUGGAUUCACAUUCCAACGAAGGCUGGUGGAUCGCCGAGCAAGGGCGCAAGUGGAGCGAGAUCGCACUUCGCAAGGAGGAUAUGGAGAUUUAUUUCUUCCGGCUGCUACUUGAAUGGGGUCGUCUCACAGAUGACCAAAGAGAUGUUCUUGGGUAUAAGGCGUGA